Messenger RNA from Eriocheir sinensis (Chinese mitten crab), 1103 nucleotides. Its product is annotated as keratin-associated protein 5-9-like. Bases 99 to 797 code for a protein of 232 amino acids. The record is from RefSeq and is a predicted model, not a curated record. NCBI's taxonomy places the organism in Eukaryota, Metazoa, Arthropoda, Malacostraca, Decapoda, Varunidae. The transcript has 6 exons.
GUGGCGAGAAGCAAGGGGAUGGGUCCAGGACCGUUGAUGCCGACACGAAAAAACUUUUUGAUCAACGAGACCAUCCACUGCGGAGCUACAGCGAAGACAUGAGGCCGAGACAGGAUUGUUCAACAGCCUUGUGUGGUACUUCUGGAGUGGGCACAUGCAGGAGUAGCUGCUUUGGCGGGGAAUUCACUGCCGAACAAUGUCCAUCAUCUUACUGCGUGUGCUGUGAACCUUGUAGUACAGAUGGAAGCUGUUAUGGUGGCCGCUGUGCGAAUUACCCCACAAGCUGCGAUUCAACAUCUGAGUACCGUGAUGGGUACUGUGGCCUCGGGCGCUGCAUCUGCUGUAAGGCCUGCCAAGCAAGCGACGAUUGUGCGGCCGCCGGAGGUGAAUGUAUCAACGUUAAUGCUACGUGCGAUUCCGGCACGGCGCCAAGCCCUCAACUUGGCUGUAGCGAUGACAGCAACUGCAAGUGCUGUGCGCAAUGCACUCCCAGCAGCGCCUGUGUUGAUGGCCCCAACCCGGGGAGAUGCGUGAUCAACGAAGAUUUUUGCGACGCUGGAGAUGAAUACCUAACACAUGAUGGGUGUGGCAACGCUAACUGCAAGUGUUGCAAGACCUGUGGGCCAGACAAUUCGUGUGCCCGUAAGAAUGGGAUAUGCGUCAACCCAACUCAGCUACUUGAACCGACACGCAAGCCUCACGAUCAAUGUCCAGCGGGAUAUCAUCAUUAUAAGCCAGGCGCUUGCGGCACUAAAGACUGCAUCUGCUGUGUUCCAAGGUCUCAAGAUGAGGGGUGAAACUGUGACCCUGAGCCACCGCCACCGCCUGCACGACCGCCGCACUGACCGAGGACUGACCCUGCCCUGACCUGCCCUUGACCUGACCCGCCUCACCUUCAUCCACGGACUUCCUGCACGUGCGCCGUGCACGCUGAUCCUCUGAAGAGUAUUCAAUUCUUCUUCUUCUUGGGCUUGAUGCCAGAGCACCCUUCUGCAAAGAAAAACAAUUAUAAAAAAAUAUAUAUGCACAAACGUACAAAAGAGAUUACAAAAACUUAACAUUUCAGCAGACAUGAAUUUUGACUUUCGAAAUUCUAUGUAUGU